This is a messenger RNA of Carassius gibelio (silver crucian carp), 1650 nucleotides long. RefSeq names its product tumor necrosis factor receptor superfamily member 14. The transcript has 6 exons. Gene Ontology annotation, biological process: defense response to Gram-negative bacterium; negative regulation of alpha-beta T cell proliferation; defense response to Gram-positive bacterium. Gene Ontology annotation, molecular function: protein binding. NCBI's taxonomy places the organism in Eukaryota, Metazoa, Chordata, Actinopteri, Cypriniformes, Cyprinidae. Bases 175 to 783 code for a protein of 202 amino acids. The record is from RefSeq and is a predicted model, not a curated record. Gene Ontology annotation, cellular component: external side of plasma membrane.
UGAAAAACUGCAGUCAGUCAGUGCAGAAACUCGCUUCCGGUUUGAACAGAUACUACAGGCAGCGUUUUAAGCUGCAUCACUAACGGUAGUCGCAGCACACAGUUACUGACAAACUCCAUGGAACAAGAAGCACAAAAUGACCAUCUCUGCAGAUGAUUUAUUCAGUUCCCAGAGAUGUCUAUAUUCUAUAGUCUAUCAAAACUGCUUCCUCUCCUCUUCGUGAGGAUUGUGCUUUGUAUGGCAGCAUGUAAUAAUGCAGAAUAUGAAAUUAAUGGAGACUGUUGCCCAAUGUGUGAUCCAGGGAAGCGAGUUCAUAAACACUGUGAUAAGUUUACACCGACGACAUGUGAUUCAUGUCCCAUCAUGACUUACACUAAUGCUCCUAAUGGAUUUAUAGAGUGUCUGCCCUGUUCUGUGUGUGAUACGAGUGAUGGAGUGACAGUAAAGCAUGCAUGUACAGUAACAUCAGACACAGUGUGUGGACCUCUUCCUGGUUAUUACUGUAUAGACUCGCUCUAUAACUGUAAAAGAGCCAAGAAACAUUCAUCCUGCUCACCUGGACAAUACAUCAAGCAAACCGGAACAGAGUUCAGAGAUACAGUGUGUGAUCACUGUCCUGCUGGUUCAUAUUCAGAUGGGACACUCUGCAAAUUACAUACAGACUGUGAAUCUCUGGACAAGACAACAAUCAGAGAAGGAACAGAUACGACUGAUGCUGAGUGCAGAGAUAGAGCAACUUCUUUCCUGAAACUGAUUCUGUGUGUGUUUGUGGAGUGUGUUUAGUGUGUUUGCUGAUGUUUGAUCAAAGAUUCAGCCAUGUUUCAUGGACUUUUUUUAUGGGACAAGCUGCACUGGGUCCCAAAAAGUGUAUUAAACCUUCACUGUAAAAAAUGUAACGUAAAAUCAACAGUAGCUUACAGGCAACAAAUAGCCAGCAAGCUUCAGUAUUUUAUUCCACGGUAAUAUUACUGUAAAUCUGUCUACAGUAGUUGACAACAUACUGUAUAAUAACUUACAGUAUAUUUAUACUGUAAAAUUAAUUACAGUUCAUGUUUUGAACUGUAUUUUAAAAUACCGUAAAGUUACUCUGCAGUAUAAUUGAUUACGGUAGUUUUUAUAUUCACAUAUACGCAUAUAUACACAACAUAUAACUAACUAAAACCUUGUUACAUGCUUAAAAAAUAAUGAAAUAUAAAGGCAAAAAAAUUUCACACAGUUAUAUUACUGAUUAUUAGAUGUCACGUAAAUUAUGACAACACUCAGAACAUUUAUUACAGUUUCAUUAAAUGGUAAAAACACUCUCCAGACUUGACAGGGCCUAUGCAGAUCCCAGGUUUUUGCUGCCUAUAGAGAACAAAACACAAAAGUUUAGUUGCACUACAGCUUGACAGACAUCAAUGUGAUAAACAGACUUGAAAAUAACUUACCUCUUUAUUAACUCAUCAGCACGCUGCAAUGUCGAACAACAUACACGCUGAAAGAAAUGAAAAACAUAUUCAACACUGCAUAGACCUACACAGAGAUAUUCGUUUCACAAUGCAUCCCCUUUCUGAAUUUCCUUCUUGAUACAAUUAAUGUAAAGAUGCUCCUGACUACAUUUAAAUGUAAUGUUUGUAUUUCCCAUUAAAAGCCAAUAAAAUAUUGAAAUUA